AGAUAGUCCACGGAAGCAGAGGUGGAACCACACCCUACUUUUCAAUCUCCGUUUCGCUAGUCCGUGUUUUCCUGAAUCACGCAGCGAUCAACAAAAUUCCUAAAUCUCUCGUAAAACCCUUUAAUAGAAACCCUAGCCUUCGAUCCAAUCCUCAAGAAUACACUACAGAAUACAUUACAAGCCAAAUUGUAAACAACGCGUAUACACAUAUAUAGGACAAAGCUUCGAGCUUUCAACUGAAUUUCAAAUUUGGGUCUUUGGGUGGAUUGGGUGCAAUGUCGGUCAAUCGGAGAAGGAGCAAUGGAGGGGAGAAUCGCUUUUAUUGUCCGCCGGCGAUGAGGAGGCAGCAGCAAAUGCAAGCCGCAGCGAAGUCGCAAUCUGAUAAGAGAACUGGAGAGUCUGAAGAUGCAGCAUCGUCAACAUCAACCACCACCACACCCACCUCAACUGCAUCUUUUUCAGCGAAUUUGGACCGUUUCUUGGAGUAUACAACCCCUAAAGUUCCUGCUCAGAUGAAAUCAACUUGGAACAUUUGGAAAUGUGCAGACACGCAUGAGAUCUUGGAGAUAUCAUGGCAGUGAUUUCAGCCCCUACUUCAUUUUGGAUGAUCUUUGGGAAUCUUACAAGGAGUGGAGUGCAUAUGGAGCAGGAGUUCCUCUUGUAUUGAAUGAGAGUGAUUCUGUAAUACAGUAUUAUGUCCCAUACUUGUCUGGGAUUCAACUGUAUAUAGACCCAUCCAGGCCAGUUGCGGGUUCACGACCAAGUAAGGAAACUGAUGCUGACACAUAUAGGGAGACAAGUAGUGAACAUGUUGGAAAGCGGAAUCAGCAUAAUGCAACUGCAAAUGGAUUUGAUAGACCGUCAUCAACAAACAAUUCCUCCUUGAAUGAGACAAGUCAUCCACCUGGUGUACUUAUGUUUGAGUUCUUGGAACAAAAUCCACCACAGAAUCGUCAACCUUUGACUGAUAAGAUCAUAAGUCUUGCAUCUCAAUUCCCUGAGCUGAGGACUUAUAGGAGUUGUGAUCUGACACCUGCUAGUUGGAUUUCCGUGGCUUGGUACCCAAUUUACCGUAUACCUAUAGGCCCCACACUGCAGAGCCUUGAUGCUUGCUUCUUGACAUUUCAUUCUCUUUCAACAUCACAUGAUAGUACUACUAGGAGGAAUGACUUGCUACAUAAUCAUGGAUCAACAAGCAGUAGUAGCAGUAGUAGUAGAGGGAUGCAUAAUGCUGAUAGUACUAACAAUAAUAACAACACCAACAAUAAUAAUUAUAAUAAUAAGAAUGUCAUGCCCGUCAAGCUCCCACUUCCAACUUUUGGGCUUGCAUCUUACAAGUUUAAAGUUUCUUUCUGGUCUCCAAGUGAAGAAUAUGAAUCUGAAAAGGUCAAUUCUCUUUUACUAGCUGCUGACAAGUGGCUCCGACUAUUACAAGUCGACCACCCUGAUUACAGGUUCUUUGUUUCACGUAGCACAUACUUUAGGUGAUCUUUCAAAUCUCAAUCCACACAUGACUUAAGUUUCCCCUUAAGAAGAGAUCAUUCCCUCCGGUGUGUUCAUCACUGACUGUGAAGCCUAUACUAUAUGGAUUGUCUUCAUUCCCAGAAUCACAAUGCAGUGUUUUCAGUCUUUUUCAUUGCAAAAGAAUGCUGUAGUUACUGAAGUUGUGUCUAUGGUGGUACCCAUAGGUUAUAAGUACUUUUCGUUGUGGUUGUCACAUCCAAUUUUUUGUAACUUAACUUCAUCAACAAAUAGGGGUUGAUGUAUCUGAUAAUGAGGGAGGGAGGAGGUAGCCAUAUUUGUAAACAACUCUUUAAAUUCUUGUAUCAUUAGUAGUAUUAUUUAUCAUUAUUAUUGUACUUGUACAGAGUAGAUUCCACAAUGUUUGUGUUAGCUCUUCACUGGAUGGAUAUUUGAGAGUUCCAGACUACCAAAUGUUUGCAU
Messenger RNA from Cuscuta europaea, 1944 nucleotides. The record is from the annotation of a GenBank genome assembly. NCBI's taxonomy places the organism in Eukaryota, Viridiplantae, Streptophyta, Magnoliopsida, Solanales, Convolvulaceae.